AUGGAGCCCAAUGUGCUGUCCGUGCUGCAGCAGCUCACGUCAAACCCGCAACUCGUCGGCCAGUUGCAGAACCUGCUGACAGUCUUGUCACACGGCGAGCAGGACGCCACCGCGGGGCGGGCGAUGGCGGCUAAAGCUGCAGCACCCACGCUGGGCGGAAUGCCGUCACCGGGGCUUGCCUCCGCUCCAUCGCCAGUGCCCGUGGCACAGCAGCAGCAGCAGCAGCAGGGCAUGAGUGCGGCCGCGUGGCGUGGAUCGGCGCAGACGGCAUCCACCACACGCUCUGUGCGACAUGGCGAGGCGAACAGCUCACAGCUCUCGCAUAGGACUGCCGAGACGGCAACGGGCGACGGUGUCUCGCUGCAGCGGUACGAGAAACUGGUGGGGCGCUGCCGUCAGCUUGAGGAGGAGCUGGAGCAGAAAACGCGUGCGGCCGCCGAUGCCUCGCAGCGUGUGGGUCAGCUGGAACGGGAGACGACGCGGCUGAUGCGACGCGUGGAGCAGUUAGUGGCUGCCGUGGAGGGGCAGAAGCAGAAGUUAGAUGAGACCGAGGCAAAGCACAGGCUUGAGCUUGCCGAGGCAGAGAACAGGCAUGAGUUAGAGCUGCGGGCGAAGCUGGCCGCACAUGAGGAGGCGCUGCGUCGACUGAUGGAGGCGCAGCGGCUGGUGGCAACCGCGACGCAGUACGAGCAGACGGUGAGGCACGCCGCUGCGGGGCGUCAGGCGUCUGCCAUCACCACCACCACCACCACCACCACCACGCCUGUGGGCAAGCGAGGCCCCAAGUCCCGCCCCGGCAGCUCCGCCAAGCAGCCGCUGCCGCAGGGCGAAGAAAGCGGCAACGAGCGGGAAACGGACGGGGACGAAAAGGCGGCGUUUCUUCCGCACGGCGGCGUGCCAGUGAAGCGGGAGCGGGAGCACGCAAACGUCUUCGCCCCCGCCACACGCCGCAAGAGGCAGACGCCCCGCACGCCGAGUCUGACGGCGGCCGAUCGCGUCGCCUCCACGGCGGCCACCAGCACCGCCAUCGCCACGUCGUACCCAAAGACCACGCCGCAGUCGGCAAAGGCGGAGCACGAUUCUCCGCAGCUGCACUCUGCGGCAGCCGCCGCCUUUGCGGAGGAUCACUAUUCGAGGAAGCCGCGUCAUCCGUCGAGCUCCACAGUGUCCCCCGGCCCCGCAACGAGUACCAUCACGGAGGCCAUGGCCCGUCACCACCACCAUCAACAGCAGCAGCAGCGCGAGAUCGUGCACAGUAGUGUGGAGUCUAGGUUCAUUACACAGUACGGCGCGGCUGUGCUACCACCCACCCCCUCACUGCCCUCGCCGCCGCCGCCGCCGGUGCCUGGCUCUGCAACAACGAGUCUCGGGGCACUGAACCGCACCCCGCAGCAGCGAGGGUUGCCAAACGGCCAAUUACAGCAGCAACGGCUGCGUAGUGGGCAGCGCAGCGGCACCUCCUCGGUAGUAGGUGGCCCGACUCGCUCACCUUCGCCGGUAAACCCAAAGCGUGGGGCAGAGCAGCCGCGCUGCUUCGUCGUAACCAGCCUUACAGAGGAGGAGCGUGCACGCGUCAAGGCGGCGGUUGCGGCGGUUGGGCAGCAUGGAAUUGUGGUGGAGAGCGAAUACGAGGAUCCGCCGCCGUUUACCGCGACGCACAUCGUCGUACGCGGGCCGCCGCGUAGCAUGAAGGCCUUGUGCGGUGUGGUGGGCUCAAAGUGGCUUGUGCAGCCGGAGUACAUUUAUGCCUCUCGCGAUGCUGGUUUUUGGCUUGACGAGUACGAAGAGGGCGGGCUCCGUUGCUUUCCGCCCCCGCUGAAGUGUCAACGCUUUCUGCUCACCAUGCCGGAGGGCAUCGUGAAGGAGAAGCUGGAGCAGGUGAUUGAGUACGGUGGGGGGGAGGUGGUGCGCCCGGCGCGUGAUGGGCGGUCGUACGACCAGGGCGUCAUCGUCAUCGCCUCCGGGGACGACCUGCUGCGCUUUGCCACCCGGAUAGAGUGA
Molecule: messenger RNA, 2001 nt
Organism: Trypanosoma conorhini
Lineage: Eukaryota; Euglenozoa; Kinetoplastea; Trypanosomatida; Trypanosomatidae
Product: putative leucine-rich repeat protein
Exons: 1
Coding region: 1-2001 (666 amino acids)
Source: RefSeq, a predicted model, not a curated record